Messenger RNA from Candida dubliniensis CD36, 1959 nucleotides. RefSeq lists its product as uncharacterized. The transcript has a single exon. The coding region runs from base 1 to 1959 and encodes 652 amino acids. NCBI's taxonomy places the organism in Eukaryota, Fungi, Ascomycota, Pichiomycetes, Serinales, Debaryomycetaceae. The record is from RefSeq and is a predicted model, not a curated record.
AUGUCGGAUGUUAAAAUUGAGAUUGAUCGUUCACAUACUGAUGGAGCUUUCACCAAUUAUGAUAUUAUUAAAGGAAAUGUCACAUUAGUAGUUACUAAAGCUAUUACAUUAAAUUGGAUUCAAGUGAAAUUAGAAGGAGAAUCAACUACACAAUUACUGAUACCUAAAUUUACUAAGAAAAAGAAGGAAAAGGAUAAAAUAAUUCAAGAUAUUCAUAAAGUAUUAUAUGAUACAACAAUAGUUUUCCCCCCAGAUAAUGUUCGUCAAGUUAGUCAAGCUAAAGAAUUCACUUUAGCCCCUGGGAAUUAUUCAUAUCCUUUUGAAUUUAAAAUCCCUUUAACUAAUUCUUGUGUUAAACGUGGAGGAAUUACCAAUAUGAUUCAUAUUAAUAAAAAAACUUUUGAUAUUAUGAUUAAUAAUGGUAAUUUUAAUAGUGAUUUUGUUAAACAUAAAGCUCAAAAAUAUUAUAAAGAUUAUAUGACAAGUGGACAACAACAACAACAACAACAACAACAACAACAACAACAACAGGCAGUAACUGCUCUGCCAAGUGAAUUACCUUAUCAUAUAACAACACAAUUACCACCUUCAUUAUCAGGGAUGGGGAAUUUUGCUAAUAUUAAAUAUUAUGUUAAAGUAACAUGUAAACGUUCAUCAUUUUUUAAAACUAAUUUACGAGCUUUUGAUCCAUUUACAUUUUUACCAUUAGAUCUUGAUUCUCAAUAUCGACCUAUUGAAGAACAAUUGGAACAAUAUAAAGAAGCAUUUGUAAGGAAAGAAAUUAUAUUUAUGAAUAAAAUUCCAUCAAUUGUUGGUGUAGAAAUACCACAACAACACCCACCUUCAAAUCAUGUAUCACAAAUACAACCCAAAAAGCAAGGUUUUUUACAAAGAUGGUUUAGUAGUAGUAGUAGUAGUAAUAGUAGUUCUGGUUUUGAUUUAAGUUAUACUAAUGGGGGUGCUAGUGGUCAUAACAAUGGAUCAAUAUCAACAAGGAAGAAUAAUUCAAUAAAAUAUCCUAAAAUUAUUCCAGUUAAUGUACCAUUUUCAUUUGAAAUUAGAUUUCGACAUCCAGCAUUUUUAACUCCAGGGAAAUUACCAACUUUUAAAUUAUUUCUUGUAUCAACGGUGAAUCCAUUACAAUAUUCAUUAGAUAAAUAUGGUAAACCAGAAGAAUCUAAUGGAUUAGGAGUUGUUUAUUUACAAAAUAUUGCUGUUUCAUUAAUAUCAACAACAUCUAUAUCAAUUGUUGAAAAUGAUUCUGGAGUUAAUGAAUUUCAUAUGGGGAAUAAUAUACAAACAAUUCCUAUAUGUGAUAAUUCUUAUCCAAAUUUGAAAUUUGAUUUAAUGAAAUGUCGUAAGAAUAAAAAUUCCCUGAUAACAACUAGAAAUUCAAAUGAUGCUAUCAAUAAUACUAACAACAACAACAACAACAACAACAACAACAACAAUAAUAAUAAUAAUAAUAAUGAACAAACAAUUAAACAACUUUAUGAACUUGAAAUUCCCAAAAAAUUAUUUGCUAAUUGUAUAUUACCAGAGAAUUUACCACCUAGUUUUAAAACAUGUAAUAUUGCUCGAUCUUAUGAUUUAAUAAUAACUGCUAAAUUUAGUCCUGAAAAAAUUACUACCACUUUACCAACCAAUAAUGGUAGUAAUAUAAAAGAAGUUGAAUUAAGAUGUUCUAAUAUAAAAGUAUUAAGUGGAUUACAUUUUGCUGGUGCUCCUAUAACUCAACGACAAGCUAGUGUAAUACUGUCAUUAACUCCGCCACCAGCACAACUACCAGUAUCGGAGAGACAAGAUUCUUUAGGUCAAUCAUCUAAAAGUGAAUCUUUAACUAACGAAGGAGGAGAUGAUAAUUUACCAACUUAUGAUGAAGUAAUUAUAGAACAUAAUUAUCAAGAUAUAAGUGAACAUCAAAGAGCUAGAAGACGAUAUCAAGAACUUGGUAUAUGA